GGGCUUGUUUUAGAGUUGAAAGCUCAAGGUGCAGCACACGUGGCUCUUUCCGCCAUAAGGGAACCGUCAGACGACAUGUACCGAGUUGUUUUCGAAAGGAGCAGGGUAUGGAUUGCCAAAGGAAAACAUGGUUAUGAUGUACAUUUAGCAAGUGCAGAGCAAACAGAAAGUGACGAUGAAUGCUCUGGAGCAGAAUCUUGGUGUGCAUGGUGGGUGUGGUGGGAAGGAGGACGGCUAUCUGUAGGUCGUGGUGCAGUGCCAUCAGAAAGAAGAUUGCUAGUAUGGCCACUUGCUGCUGAUAUGAGGAUUAAAUACGUUGGCUUCAGUGCUCUGUGGGGAGAUAAAGCUGAUUUCAGGAUUUGGAAUUUCAACGAAGAAGCCGGUUUCUCUCAAGUUCUUGAACUGGGUUUACCGCGAGGUGUAGUUCCAGGAUCAGCGAGUGGAUCUCUUCUAGUAUCUGGUGGGCUGCAUUUACCACUUUACAAUCUGCAAAGUGACUCCACAGAACAAUGGACUGAAGUUUGGAGGGAUUCCCAAUUAUCAGCUGCCUCUGCUAGCUUAGCACCUUUAUUAGCAUUGGAGCAUAUACCCCACUUAGUAGAAGAUUCUGAGAGAGAGAAGAUUUUGAAGAAAUUGCCGGAGCAGGUACAAGUACUGCUAUCAUUUCGUAAGAGCGAUAACUCAUUCAGCGAUCAUCCGGCAAUGAGCAGUCACCUAUCUACCGUUAGAAUCCUUGAGAUACUCUCCAAAAUUCAGUCUUAUUAUCCUGUAGACCCAGAUCUUUUACAAAAUAUUAAAAAAUGGAUUCAAUCAAGACAAGGUCAGGAUGGAUCAUUUACUCCUCUACCAGCUGAUAAAGAAGUCGAUUACUAUCCUCUUGAUAUGAAGAAAAACAAUUUCACACAAAAAGAGGUUGAUGUAAAUGAGUAUUAUUAUUAUGACAAAAAUGGCAAUAUGACUCAAAGUGAAAUAGAUUGGGAGCGAACUGUGGAAGUAACAGCGGAGACUUUAGUUGCCUUACUUGAAGUUGGUGUUGAGAAUCAGAUGGAUGCAAACACUGUGCAGAAAGCCCAGAAUUUUCUUGAGAAGAACCUUUACAACUUGACUUCACCUGCAGCUCUUGCUGCGACUGUUUUAGCGCUAGUUCUUGCAAGAAGUCCCACAGUGCCAGAAGCUCUAGUGAUAUUGAGAAAUGCUUCUACGACUGAAGAAGGAGAAUUUGGUUGGCCUGCGCCUAGGAAAGACGCUGCUGAUUGGCUCCUAGAAGAAACAUCAAGGAAUAUCAAGACAACUUCUUAUGAAGCUGUAACAAUGGAGCAGUAUGUGGCGGGCGUGCGUGUGUUACUCGCGGCAUGUGCUCGAGGUGCGCUGGCAGAGGGCGAGGCAGCGGCACGGUUCCUGUACUACCGCGCGUCCACGCUGCAGCGGCAUCCGAGCCUCGCGUAUACCGCGACCAAGGCGGCGGCUCAGUACGCGGCGCUAGCACACGACAGGCAUAGAGCACUUACUGUGUCUUUAGCAACGGCAGGAAUGGAACUAACUGACACACUAGAACUAAGGGCUAGGACUCCACCGAGACCAUUGCAGUUGCCGGGCCUACCUACUAAAGUAUUUGUGUAUGCUACUGGUGCUGGAUGCGCUACUGUUCAGGGUACAAUAAUUUACUCCACGUAUACACCAAAGCCAGAAAAUGCCCUUCUAAACAUUCAAGCUGCCAUCAUCGAAGAGAUAAGGCCGGAAAGAAGUAGUAUAGAAGAGCUACAAGGAAACCUACCCACCUUAAUUAUCAAAACUUGUUUCAAGUGGAAAGGAAAGGAGCGAUCAGGGAUUUUACGGCUUGAAUCGUCACUAUUUUCUGGUUAUGAACUUCAUUCAGUUAACCCUGUGGUACUAGAUGGUGCCACAUUCGCUAACUUGCAUUAUGGUUCAAGAGGAGAAUCUGUGUGGUUCGUCUUUGCUAAUAUCAGCUCCACCUGCCCCGUCUGUAUUACUUACGAGGCCCGAUCAAAAUUCAUAAUCACCAGUCUUCGUCCAGCUUUUGCGAAAAUCUAUCCUUCAGCACGCCCAGACUUAGCUGUUGAAACAUUCUUUCACGCGAGACCUGGAAGUCCACUGCUUAGAGGAAUCACUGAUGAUGAUUUCAUCACCUGGUUUGAUAAGACUGAACUUGCUAGUCUUCAAACUACAGCUAAUAUAGAUAACAUUUGUGAAUGUGGUCGUAUUUGCAGUAGAGAUUACGAGUUUCGAAAAUCUGAUGCCAAACCUACUGAAGAAACUGCCACAACUACAACAAGUUCGACCCUAUCUCCUGUUUCUAUAACAUUUGAAGAUAAUCUACAAACCACUGAGCAUGUAGAAAAUAAGACUACCACAGACAAAAUAGCUACUGGUGGUUCGAUAGUUACCACUCUUAAUCCAUCAGUAGUAACAGAGACAGUAACAGAGCAUAUAACUAACACACCAAAUUCAAAUGUACCUAUCAGUACAGUUGAAGUUGUAGACGAUCCAAUUAUAAUACCAACUGCCAAUUCUAUGAAUUUUACUAGUUCAAUGAAUCUAUCCAAUAUUGAAAAUAGUAUUCCUAUUAUACCGAAACAUAACGGGGAAUUAAUUAUACAAAAAGUAAUGAUGACGAAAUCAUUUUUGAAAAAGGAAGAAUUAAAGAAAACCCCUUUGCCUCGUAGAAAAGGUACUUUAAAAGCAACAUAUGGCGAUAAAUUGUUUGAAAAGGAAAAAUCUACAAAUACUUCAAGUAUACACAAUGCGAUAGUGAAUAAAUUUGUUUCAAAAAAUGUCACCAAACCAAAAUCUAUAAGAAUGGAAAAAUAUUUCCAUGGCAAUACUAACAUAGAAUAUAAACCUAAUUACACUGCCAGUACUAAUGAAACAAAAGCAAAUACCACGUCAAAAAUAGAAACGCCGACAGCAGUGAUGCCAACAAAAUCCAAUAAAAAUAUAACACAUCAUGUAGAGACAUCUACUGUGACUCAUGCUAUUGCUACUAUUACAAAUAGCAAUAUUAAAACUAUGCAUUAUAGAACUAAAAAACCGAAACUAGUUACACAAAUUAAAAAACCUCGUAUAGAAUCUAAUCACACUGAUAAUAUAACACAUAACAAUCAGACGAAAUCAACAGAAUACAUAAUUAAUAAAACUAAAAUAAAUACUAUCAAUUCUGAAAAACGAACAGCGAAAACUUUGAAAUCGAUAAAUAAAGAAAUCCAUAAAAUACCAUUAACGCCAAUAUCAGAAACAUCAAAAACUCUAUCUGAAACGGUGAAGUUGGAUAUUGCUCCAGAAAAUAAAGGUGGUUUCGAAAUAUUGGAAAAAAAUAAUCUUUGGGACUUACUCAAGGAAGGUUCGGAAUCUGAUAUAACUAAGAUAGACGAUAAAUUACAAGUUCACAAUAGAUUGAACAUUCUAACGCAAAAUUUGUCGAACGUGACACGAAACGAGAAUCGAUCUUUAUAA
Molecule: messenger RNA, 3471 nt
Organism: Diatraea saccharalis (sugarcane borer)
Lineage: Eukaryota; Metazoa; Arthropoda; Insecta; Lepidoptera; Crambidae
Source: the annotation of a GenBank genome assembly